AUUACGCAACGUGUUCAAACUCGUUCUUUUCACGUGCGUCCGAUUCCAUCAUGGCGGCGCACUACAACUUCAAGAAGAUUACGGUUGUGCCUUCGGCAAAGGACUUUGUCGACAUCGUUCUUUCGAGAACUCAACGGAAAACUCCGACGGUAAUUCAUCGACACUACAAGAUAAGCCGGAUUCGUGGUUUUUACAUGCGGAAGAUCAAAUUCACCCAACAGAAUUAUCAUGACAAACUGACUCAGAUUAUCACAGAUUUCCCAAGGCUGGAGGAUAUCCAUCCAUUCUAUGCCGAUUUGAUGAAUGUGCUCUAUGAUAAGGAUCAUUAUAAGCUGGCCUUAGGGCAAAUUAACACUGCGAGGCAUUUGAUUGACAACGUUGCAAAGGAUUAUGUGAGGCUCAUGAAGUAUGGUGACUCAUUGUACAGAUGUAAACAGUUAAAACGAGCAGCUCUAGGAAGAAUGUGUACAAUAAUGAAAAGGCAAAAUCAGAGUUUGCAAUACUUAGAACAAGUUUACAAGGUGACAAGAGCAGAUGUCGAGGUCCAACCAUAUGCUUUCACAACCAAGUCUCUGUUUGUUGGUCACAUGGACUACAAAUACCUCAGAUGGCAGGUAGUGGACACUCCAGGAAUCCUUGAUCACUCACUAGAAGAACGAAAUACCAUAGAAAUGCAGGCCAUCACAGCUCUUGCACAUCUCAGAGCAGCCAUUCUUUACAUUAUGGAUAUUUCUGAGCAGUGUGGACACACGCUUGAGGAACAGAUUGAGCUGUUUAAUGACAUCAAACCUCUCUUUGCUAACAAACCACUGCUUGUUGUGGUGAACAAAGUAGAUGUGAUAAGACCCGAGGAACUGUCUGAAGAAAAGCGAGAGCUACUCAAAGCUUUUGAUCAAGACGGAGUAACACUUCUUCCGAUGAGCACAGUCAGUGAAGAAGGCGUGAUGACUGUCAAGACUGAAGCCUGUGAUCAGCUUUUAGCUCAGAGAGUUGAAGUUAAAAUGAAGAGCAAGAAAGCUAAGGAUGUCAUGAACAGACUUCAUGUUGCCAUGCCAACACUGCGAGACCAGAAGGAGAGACCACCAUGCAUACCUCAGGCUGUGUUAGACAAGCGACAAGCCAUGUCAGUGGAGGGAGCCGAGCCAAAGAGAAAACUGGCUAAGGAUCUUGAAAAUGAACUGGGUGAAGAUUAUUACAUGGACCUGAGACAACAUUGGGAUUUGACAAAGAACGACGAAAAGCAAGACAUUAUACCCGAGAUCUACCUCGGGAAGAACGUGGCUGACUUCAUUGAUCCAGACAUCAUGAAGGCUCAAGCCGCGCGUAGCCGGAGAAACCAGACAGAAGAUUUGGGAGAAGAAAUGGAAGGCAUUGAAGAGGGUGACGAAGAAGCGAAAAGAGCCCGUUCCCAGACUCCAAUGAGCCGGAAGAGAAAGAGAGCAACGAGCAGCGGCGCGCGCAGCUUGUCGCGGCCACCACGUGACCAGUCAGGCAUAGGCUCUCCUGAGAAAAAGAAGAAAGCGAAGAAACUGUCCAAGGUUGUUCAGAGAGGCAUCAACCGCAUGGGCAAAGCAGGAGAAGCAGACAGAAAGAUCGCCACGAAAAUGCCCAAACACAUGUUUGCCGGUAAACGAAAGAUGAAUAAAAUCCAGAGAAGAUAACCUUGAAUAGCAUGUGCUCGCAAGAUUAAUCUACACCAUGUUCUUGUGACAAAUUUUACGUAAAAAUAAAAAUUUGUGGUUCAGGCGAA
Messenger RNA from Orbicella faveolata, 1750 nucleotides. Its product is annotated as GTP-binding protein 4-like. Gene Ontology annotation, molecular function: GTP binding. NCBI's taxonomy places the organism in Eukaryota, Metazoa, Cnidaria, Anthozoa, Scleractinia, Merulinidae. The record is from RefSeq and is a predicted model, not a curated record.